GAGUCAUGCAGUUGGUAGAGGUUAACUUGAAGUACCUUGAAAGAUAAUGCAGUAUAUGAACAUCAAUAGUACGAAUUAGUAACUCAUCCGUUCGACUUACCUUUGGACUUGGUUUAUGUUGUCUUUACGAGUUAUUAUCUCGUUAUUACGAUUAAUUAUGUCGUAUGUUCAGCUAGCUCAAACGCAAACUUGAAUCUAUUACGUAAGAUUUAAAGUAGUUGCAGAUCUCUCUCAAUUUCGCCCUUCUUAUCAUAAAAAGUGUUUCAAUUAACACUUUUUUAAAAUGUACAAAAAUGUUAAAAUUAAGUUUAUGUACUAAAUAUAUCACUUUUUUGUGUCCGAUACGGAUACAUUUGACAUUUUGCUAUAAUAAGUACACACUUAUUAUAGAAUAAGUUUGAUCUAUUGAGUAGGAAAGAUAUGUAAAUAUGAGGAUCUUUUUAAUGAAGAACUGUUUUUAACGUUUUUUUAGAAAUACUUUUAUGUAGGGGAAUUAUGCCAAGUUCCAGUUUCAAAAGAUGUUCUAUCCCAAGCUGCUGUAAAUUUGUAUAUAUAACGGCUCCAAAGAACAUCAACAUCACGAGAAUUGAUCUUGGUUCUUGCACCACAAGACAGGAUAAACAGCAUUAUACAGUUUAUUACAACAAUAACCAAUCAAAUCAGACUCUGUAUGAGGACCGUUGUUGUUACGGUGACAUCUAUGUGUUUUAUGAUUAUCUUCCCCAUGCAAGCCCAAGAACAGCUCUGCAAACAACUGGAACAGAAAUACGAGGCACAUCUUCAACGCCUUCAGGGACCCAUCCCGUCAUUGCGAUUUUUCCAUGCACCAAAACUCCUCCCCCCACCGGUCCUCCAGAAGUUUCCAUCCCCUCAGAUCCCAAGAACAGUUCGGUACUGGUCACCAUUCUUGUGUGUUUAGCAUUGCUAAUUAUCCUGGGGGCUGCUGCACUGCUGUAUAGACGUUACAGGAAAUUAAGGUUGGCAAAGGUGAAAAAGCUACCAGAUCAUUACGAAUACUCAGUUAUAGUAGAAUCUAGAAUCACCGAGACGGUUGAUGACAGCAUAUCGCCCACGACCACUAACUACUUUGUUUUAGAGGUGACAGAAGGACCACGUCCUCCAACAGCAAGUCUGAGUUCCAAUACAGCGCCCACUCCUUGUUUAUCCAGUGAAUAUGAAACUGUUCAACUGAAUAACGAACCCAUAAAGCCAAGCGAGGGUGUAUAUAACACAUUGCGUGAAAAUAACACACCACCAGAUGAUGUAACGGACAACUACAGUCGUUUUGAAGACUUUAAUCAAGAGUAUUGUCACUUACAAAGAUGAUCUAACAAUUGAAUUGAAAAUCAGUACAUGAAGCUUUGUAAAUAGUGUGAUAUAGAGGUGACAUAAGUGUCAUUAAAAUAUAUGACACAAUAUC
Magallana angulata is the source of this 1420-nucleotide messenger RNA. RefSeq lists its product as uncharacterized. Lineage: Eukaryota; Metazoa; Mollusca; Bivalvia; Ostreida; Ostreidae. The coding region runs from base 496 to 1326 and encodes 276 amino acids. The record is from RefSeq and is a predicted model, not a curated record. The transcript is spliced from 4 exons.